AUGCAUACAGAGGCUCGCUUGGCUUCCUUCGGCUGGCACAGGCGAGCCGAGUUUGACCGAACCGGUCUCUCUGUUUGGGAAAUCAGCUCUGAGGUGUACUCUCAAGACGGCAGGCUUCGAGCCUGGACUGAACGUGAAAACCGUUUGGGGAGCUUGUGCUUUCAGGAGUUGGUUUCGCUGAUACCUCCGAUAUUGCUUGAUCCGCAACCCAAAGAGGUUUGCCUGGACCUUUGUGCUGCUCCCGGGAACAAGUCCCUGCAAUUGUUGGAGUCUUUGGCAUCCAAAGCUGAUGUCGAAGGCGCUGUGCUGUCCGCGGACAACGACCCACAAAGGUGUUGCCUCACACUUCAUCGUGUGUUGGGAAAAGCUGCUUCGCCCGCUUCUUGCGCAGCGUUGGCGAAUGCCGGGCAUUUUCCAGUGCUUCUGGAUCAAGUGGACGCCGACUUGGUUGAUUCUGGGUCCGGUCGGCUCGAUUUUGACCGCAUUCUUGCAGAUGUGCCAUGCAGUGGCGAUGGCACAGCCCGCAAGAACACACAGGUCUUUCGCGGAUGGUCGCGCCGUGAAGCAUUGGAGUUGUCAUCGCUGCAGCGUCGCAUCUUGCUUCGGGGCUUGUACUUGUUGCCACCGAAAGGCACACUUGUGUACUCUACGUGCUCCCUGAAUCCUCUGGAAAAUGAGGCUGUGGUGUUGAGCUGUUUGCGACGAUGGAAUGCAAGCCUACAUUCCAAAGGGAAUGCCAAGCUGCCUGUGUCGCUGCUCGAUGCCAAGGUGAUGGUCAAGGAAAAAUGUGGUUUACGACCUUCCACUGGAAUGGCCAACUGGGUCGUGCCUGCCCCGCAGCGCGGCGGCCCGUGGUUUACUUCCUGGGAGGAGGUGCCCGAAGAGCUUCGCAAUGCCGAACGUUUCGCUUUGCGGUCAGACAUGUUCCCUGCGCCCGGUCAGCCCGAUGUGGAGGACCAAGCCCGGAUUACCUUGCAAGUCUGCAACUUCAGUUGUUUUGAGUGA
Symbiodinium necroappetens is the source of this 1005-nucleotide messenger RNA. Lineage: Eukaryota; Dinophyceae; Suessiales; Symbiodiniaceae. The record is from the annotation of a GenBank genome assembly.